GGCAACAUGUACAAACAGGCUCAGGCUCUAGCUAGCUAACUGGGUCUUUCGUAUAAAUACCCUGUGGCAAGUGAGAAAAACUGAAUCUGAUCGGCUUUACUUUGAUCGGUAUUUCCUGCUUUAAACAUUCGUGCAUUUGGAGAUCCGACACUCGUGCAUCUAUCUUCAUCAUCAUGUCUGGUCGUGGGGGCAAGAAAAGAGGCAAGUCGCUGUCCAAAUCAGCGAGGGCAGGGGUGCUUUUCCCGGUGAGUCGGAUGGGCCGGUACCUUCGUCUCGGAACGCACCAUCAGCGAAUCGGCGCGGGGGCCCCCGUCUACUUGGCGGCGGUCAUCGAGUACCUCACUGCGGAAAUAUUGGAGUUGGCAGGUAAUGCUGCUCACGACAACAAGCGAGGGCGCAUCACGCCUCGCCACAUCCUCCUUGCCAUCGCCAAUGACGAGGAGCUCCACCAGCUGCUCCGCCACGUGACCAUUGCCAGCGGAGGGGUGUUGCCCAAGAUUCACCCUGAGCUGCUUGCAAAGAAGAAAGGACCAAAAUCUAAGAUGCUGUUUGAUUCUCAGCCAACUUCCCCCCAGAUGAGGCCAACGAGCUACAAGACGGCAGCGCAGAAGAAAGACACCCCUUCCACCUCCAAGAAGGGGGCAGCCAAGGCCAAGGCACAGAAGACGCCGCCGCCAAAGAAGGGGAAAACACCAGCCAAGGGUAAAGGGAAGGGCUCAGGAAAGACUGUGCUUUCGGAGAAGAGACUCUUUCUUGGACAAAAGCUGACUGUGGUCCAGUCCAACAUAGCUGAAAUCACGGCAGACGCCGUUGUCCAUCCAACCAACUCAAGCUUCUACAUGGGUGGAGAAGUGGGGAAUGCUCUCGAUUCCGCUGGUGGUAAGGAAUUCAGGGAUGAGAUGAACAAACUCAAGUCAAAUCACGGCAACCUGGAAGUUGCUGGAGCCGCCAUGUGCCCGGGCCACAACUUUCCUGCAAAGUACGUGAUCAGCUGUCACAGCCCGUCGUGGGGUGGUGCAAAUGCCAUUUCUAACCUUGAAAAGUGUGUCAAGAACUGCUUGGCCCUUGCUGAUGAGAAGAAUCUUACAUCUAUCGCUCUGCCGUCUAUCGGCAGUGGGGGCAAUGGGUUCCCCAAACAGACGGCAGCAGAAACCAUCCUCCAGACCAUCAGCAAGUACUUUGUUACCGUCAUGUCCUCGUCCCUCAAGCAGGUGUUCUUUGUCCUUUAUGACCAAGACAGCAUCGACGUGUACACCAGAGAGCUGUCACGGUUGGAGGUAGAUCAGAAUUAAAAAGAAAAGAAAAUGCUUAAGCAGGGAAAAUUUAGUAGGCGGCCUGACCUCAGAACUAUUGCAAGACUUUUAGUUUUUGGCUGAAACUCUGAUUUCCAGAGAAUGAUUUGCAGAUUCAGCCAAGGGCAGUAAAGGGCACCUAUCUCUUGUUAUUCGUUACGAUAUGUGGCCUUUUUAAAAAACCCUGGUCAUGUCCAUUAUUAGGCUACAUCUAAAUCUUUUGUCUAGAGCUAUGUGUUGGUCUAGGUAUCUGCUGAUUGCAAGUGUGCAGAGACAUGCUGACAACAAGUUUUAGCUAUGGAAGCCCAUUUCAGACACUGCCCAAAUCUUGCCUGAUCACAUUCUGCAGCCAUUCUUGUGACUAUGUUGCCCUAAACAAAGUGUGACAAGGUUACCAGGGAAAUAUACCAUCUAUAUGUCGUGAUUCUAAUGCAGUAUGUUGUGAGAUGAAUUUGUCAUGCUUUGUGCAGCUGAGUGCUAAUCCUAAUUGAAUUUGUAAUUAGAAAUUUGAAUUUUGUUUCUUUGUUUCUUUUUUGUUUUAUUUCCAUCGUGACCAGCAUUAACAGGUAUUAUUUCUGUAUGCAUUUUUCUGUCAUUACAAACACAAGCUCCGUUUAAUGUCAUUGGUAAAAGGAUUUGGUUGGAUUUCAAAGUGAAAAGUGAGUGGCAGAAUGAAGACAAGCUUGCAAUAGUCUGUGGUCCAGGGACCUCGAUAGCUAUAUUUCUGUAUUAGAUUUCAUAGUUGAUCAGUUCGGUUGCUUGUUGUAGACUUUUUAGAAUUCUAUGAUAGAGUUAGUAACAGUGACAUUGCAAUCGGUUUGAAUUGUUCUAUUUUUGAUCAUGCUAUGCACAUAGGCUUGGUGUUUGACAGCGGACACUGUUACCUUUUUGCAGUGUUGCUUACUGUAAUGUAGAUUAUUUGUCGCUAUAUUAGAAAAAGUAGUGUGAAAGGUGCAGCAUGUUUCACGGAUUGGCAAGGAAGUUUUUGGCUUGUGCACAUCUCAUUUAUUCUUUUGUUAUGGGGUACGUGCAAAACUUCUGCACUUUUGUUAGCACAGAAUGAUGAUAAGGAGGAUGGAAGUUUUUUUUUUUUGCCAGCUGUGAAAUGGCAACACAUGGAAAGCUGGGUCACCAUGCAAAGUGGUUCUGGUGAUGCCAACUUUUAUUUGGAAGAGGUUGAGAUUCCAAGAUGAUUGAUUAGUGUCGUCCACUGAGUCUGAACUCUGAAGUUUUCAGAAAACUUUUAGCAGACUGUAAAAGACUGUUGUUUCAGGAUUGAUUUGAAUGGGGGCAAGAAUGGAUCUGGAACCAUUUUUUGGGGGGGGCUAGUUAUAUAUUGAAAAUAUAUUGAUUCAAAUGAUCCAAUGGUGUGCAUUGUGACUGGGUAGGGAACAUUUGUUGCCAUAUUGGAGUUAGUUUCAAAGUUGGGGACAGGAAGACAUGUUUACAUCAAACGUUACUUGAUAUUUGUGAGUUUUCAUUUAAUUUUGCUGGUACAUGUAGGUGUAGAUUAGAUGAGAUUGGAUUAGAUUUGACAAUGAACGUGAAAUACGGAUGCCCAUUCUCCUACUCAUUGACACGAUAUGAUUGUAUAUUGGGAAACAAUUUAUUCAAAAUGAUACGAUUUUAUAACUCCCUUUUUGCAACAAAAAAUUGAUUUAUAAAGUUUAUUAAGUAAGUUGUCUGUCUCUUGACGAAGAAAAAAGACUAAUUCCUUGUGUUGAAAUUGUUUUAAAAAUUUUAAUCAAGCACACUUGAAAUGAUUCUUACAUAUCAGAGUGAAAGUUUUUCUUGUACAUAUAGUUUAUCCUACAAAAUGAAUAGCAAACUAAGCAUAGAAUUUUAACCUCAUUAUUUGAGAAGUCGUACACCGAGAAAAGCUUUCAUAAAACUGUUGACUCCAAUGUGAUUCAAGCUUAAUACCAUACAAGUAUUGAAUUGAAGUUAACCUUAAUAAAUUACAGAUAUUUUAAACAGAAAAUUAAUUACAAGUAUUGGAAUUGUUCACAAUAUAUUAAUUACACAUUUGUGUACUGGUUGUUCUCGUGAAAUAACCAUAAUUUACAAGGGAAAGAACUCACAAGUGGGAGUUAAGGAAAUGUUUAUGAAUUAUGCUGAGCGAUAGGAUGAAAUCUAAAUUGUAGGCUGCAUCGAAUGCGAAAAGGUAUAACCUUAAAUUAUUUAGAACGUUUAUUUCAUUUCUCGACUAUUUGCACACUUACAUUGUAGAUUUUUUGAAUUAUUUUUGCUUUUUUAUUGUAGAUUUUAUGAAUUAUGUUUGCUGAAAUAUAAUAUUGAAUAAGUCAAUGAUUACAUUUUUCGACUCGGACAAGUAAGGUUAGAGCUCACUGAUAGAUAUUAAAGCAUUUAAUGUCUAAGGGA
Molecule: messenger RNA, 3674 nt
Organism: Acanthaster planci (crown-of-thorns starfish)
Lineage: Eukaryota; Metazoa; Echinodermata; Asteroidea; Valvatida; Acanthasteridae
Product: core histone macro-H2A.1-like
Cellular component (GO): nucleosome
Molecular function (GO): DNA binding; protein heterodimerization activity; structural constituent of chromatin
Source: RefSeq, a predicted model, not a curated record